Messenger RNA from Larimichthys crocea (large yellow croaker), 5293 nucleotides. It is a transcript of the gene synrg, whose product is annotated as synergin, gamma. Gene Ontology annotation, molecular function: protein binding. NCBI's taxonomy places the organism in Eukaryota, Metazoa, Chordata, Actinopteri, Sciaenidae. The record is from RefSeq and is a predicted model, not a curated record. Gene Ontology annotation, cellular component: clathrin coat of trans-Golgi network vesicle. The coding region runs from base 74 to 4459 and encodes 1461 amino acids. The transcript has 23 exons.
CCUCCUCCUCCUCCUCCUCCUCCUCCGUCACUGCUGACGUCAUCUUCCUCCUGGUGACUGUGCUGUUAUCAAGAUGGCGCUGCGGCCGGGAUCCGGAGGAGGCAGCAGUUUCAUGUAUCCUGUCGGAGGAGGCCUGGGACCUCCACAAGGCAUGGUACCCAUGCAGCAGCAGCAGCAGCAACAGCAACAACAGCAGGGCUUCCCUAUGGUCAUGCAGCCGAACAUGCAGGGCAUGAUGGGAAUGAACUUUGGAGGGCAGAUGCCUCCGGGAGCGAUGCCUAUGCAGGGUGGGAUGGCCAUCGGGAUGCAGACCCCUGGGAUGCAGUUCUUGGGUCAGCCACAGUUUAUGGGUAUGAGACCUCCUGGACCUCAGUACACAGCUGACAUGCAGAAACAAAUGGCGGAGGAGCAUCAAAAACGUCUGGAGCAGCAGCAGAAGAUGCUGGAGGAGGACAGGAAAAGACGACAGUUUGAGGAGCAGAAACAGAAGCUGAGGCUGCUCAGCAGUGUCAAACCCAAAACAGGAGAAAAGAGCCGCGAUGAUGCCUUGGAGGCGAUCAAAGGCAACCUGGAUGGCUUCAGCAGAGACGCGAAGAUGCACCCGACUCCGUCAUCACAGACAAAGAAGCCAGACUCAUCGCCAUCACACCCGUCUGUCACCACUCACUCCCUUCCCCAAGCUUUGUCCGAGGACAAUGACGAGUUUAGUGACUUUCAGGGGCCUUUAGACGCCCCCGCCUCCUUCCCUGCGCCCUCCUCCUCCUGCUCCUCCUCCUCCACUUCCUCCACCUUCGGCCUCUCCUCUCAGGCCCACGUCCAGCCUUCGUCCUCUGCCCCCAAGACAGGUUUCUCUGAGGAGGAUGAUGACUUUUCUGACUUUGUUCAGGGUCCUGUUAAUGCUUUCCCUGCCUCCAACCUCCACCUCUCCUCCCAGGCCCAAGUCCAACCUUCAUCCCCUUCCCUGUGGGCAGGUAUGCCCCCCUCUUCCUCCUCCCUCCCUCAGUCCCUCCCUCUCACUGUCACCCAGCACUCUGCUGUCAACACCAGCUCCCAAUCUACAUUUCAAGGCCCGUCCUUGGAAGAGAAGCUAUUCUCCUCGUGCGAUCUCACUGCUGAUAAGACGGCCCAGAUUAGCUUUAGGCCUAAGCAGAGUUUGGCUAAAAUGGGUCCUAGAGCUAAAGUUUCAACCCAGUUUCAAUCCAGCACUAAAUCCAGGAACUGGGCUGCGGCCCCCGAGGACUUGAGUUCUGUCUUCGUCGCUGAAAAGCUACCUGAGGCCCCCGUGUCGGCACCCAGCGUCCCCCCAUCAGCUCCUGACUCGCCUCCUCAAAGCAGUAGUGACAGUGCAGGUGUUGGCGUGUACCCACAAACAGAGCACAUCCAGCCCAUGCUGCCAGGCUGGAUUUAUAACGACAGCCUUGUUCCAGAAAUGUUCAAGAAGGUUCUUGAAUUCACCAUGACUCCGGCAGGGAUCGACACAGCCAAACUCUACCCAAUACUAAUGUCAUCAGGUCUUCCCAGGGAAGCGCUGGGGCAAAUCUGGGCGUCAGCCAACCGCACAACACCUGGCAUGCUGACCAAGGAGGAGCUCUACACUGUACUUGCACUAAUUGGCGUGGCACAGAGUGGCCUCCCGGCAAUGAAUGUGGAAAUCCUCAGUCAGUUCCCUUCUCCACCAGUGCCCAACCUGCCGGCCUUGGCUAUGGCCAUGGCCCCCGUCAUGCCCCAGCACCAGCAACCCAUGAUGACCAAGCCCCCGGUCUCCAUGUCCAUGUCCAUGCCCACACCAGCACCACCAGUCAUGGCCAUGACCCCCGCAGCACCGGUUCAAGCUCCCACAAACACCAACUUCGUCGCCAGUUUCCCUCCUGCGCAGGCGACCAAAGCCGAUGACGACGACUUCCAGGAUUUCCAGGAGGCUCCAAAGCCUGGAGCAGGAGACCAGGCCUUCACCGAGUUCCAGGGGGAGUCAGGUGGAAGUUUCCCCACCACCAUCGCACCUCAGCACCAAAACAGUGCGCCUGCCAUGCUGACUCCGGUCUCUGGUUCCUCCUCCGCUUCCGUCACGUCCUCUGAUAAGUACGCCGUCUUCAAGCAGUUGUCUGUGGAUCCGCCUGCGGAGCCUACACCCCCCGCCUCAGAUAUUGGAGACAAAUACAGUGUGUUCAGACAGCUCGAGCAACCCGCUGAAAAGAAACCAGUUGGAGAAGGAUUUGCAGAUUUCAAGUCUGUCAGCGCUGAUGAUGGCUUCACAGACUUUAAAACCGCCAACAGCAUCUCUCCUCUAGACCCUUCAGAACAGGCCAAGAUCUUUCAGCCUACCUUUCCUCCUGCUUUUCCAAACUCUCAGUCUCUACAACAUCUACCGCAGCAGCAACAGCAACAGCCAGCAGUGUCUCUUUCUCAGCCCAAAAAUCCUCUCAACAUGGCCGACCUGAACCUUUUCUCUUCUAUAGCUCCCUCUGCUCCUGCCCCCACUGAGACAAAACCCAGCACAUUCCCCUCGGUGUCCGUGCCCCCUUCUCUAGUGCUCCUACCCGGUGGUGCCAAACCUCCAGGGGGAGGUGCAGAUGAUUUUGGUGACUUUGCCCUCUUUGGCUCUUCCUCUGAUGCUGCUCAAGCUUCGGCAGCAGGAGGAGCUGUGGCGGCACCUCAGGACGACUUUGCAGACUUCAUGGCGUUUGGUAGUUCUGGCGGGGAGCCCAAAGGCGAGAGCAGCAGUGUGGGUGUCCAGGGGGAGACCUCCACUCAGCAGCGACCUCAGCAGAGCUCAGACAAGUACGACGUAUUCAAACAGCUCUCUCUGGAGGGAGGCCUGGCCUACGAUGACACAAAGGAGAGCGGCGGUGGCUCCUUCUCUUCUCUCAAGAGCGACACAGACGACUUUGCUGACUUUCAGUCCUCGAAGUUCUGCACGGCCCUCGGGGCGUCGGAAAAGACACUGGUGGACAAAGUGGCCGCUUUCAAGCAGGCCAAAGAGGACUCCGCCUCUGUCAAGUCCCUCGACCUCCCGUCCAUCGGGGGGAGCAGCGUAGGAAAGGACGACUCCGAGGACGCACUCUCAGUGCAGCUGGACAUGAAGCUCUCGGACAUGGGCGGAGACCUGAAACACGUGAUGUCGGACAGCUCUCUGGAUUUGCCGGGUCUCUCGGCCCACCAGCCCCCCGCUACAGAAGCAGACGACAUGAAAUUUGACCCCUUUGGGACGUCGGGCCUCAGCACCCUGACCAGCUAUGACUGGUCAGACCGGGAGGAAUGUCUACCCGGUGAGGUCAGAAAGCCACAGGGCUCAGAGGGAGCUUCCCUUCCGUCUUUAGUGCCAACACAGAGGAAGGAGCUGACCUUUGGAAGCACUGAAAACAUCACAAGCAGCUCCGUAGCGAAGAUCAUCACCUCCUUCCCCGCAGAGGACGUCUCAUCGACCGAUGACAAGUUCGAACCCUUUGCUGAUUUUGGCUCCGGCGAUCAGGGCAGUGUCGACGUCGAGGACGACUUCGGGGACUUUGCGAGUACUGUUUCCGAGAAGUCCGACUCGCCCGCCGCCACCGCUGAGACGGGCUCCGAGGAGGCCUCUGAUGAGUUUGGAGCCUUCCAGGGAGACAAGCCUAAGUUUGGAAAGUCUGACUUCCUGAAAGCCAGCGCUCAGGCCAAAGUCAAGUCCAGCGAGGAGAUGAUCAAGAACGAACUGGCAACCUUUGAUUUGUGUGUUCAAGGCUCCCACAAACGCAGUCACAGUUUGGGUGACAAGGAGAUUGGGCGUUCGCCCCCGUCUCCGGCUCCAGAGCAGGCCUUCAGAGACCGAUCCAACACCCUGAGCGAGAAGCCCGCCCUGCCUGUCAUCAGGGACAAAUACAAGGACCUGACAGGGGAGGUGGAGGAGAGCGAGCGCUACGCGUACGAGUGGCAAAGGUGUCUGGAAAAUGCCCUGGAGGUCAUCACCAAAGCCAACAACAUCCUGAACGGCAUCAGCAGCUCCUCCGUCUGCACCGAGGUCAUCCAGUCUGCUCAGGGCAUGGAGUACCUGCUGGGCGUGGUGGAAGUGUAUCGUGUCACCCGGCGCGUGGAGCUGGGCAUCAAAGCGACGGCCGUGUGCUCGGGGAAGCUGCAGCAGCUGCUGAAGGACAUCAGCCGCGUGUGGAACAACCUCAUGGGCUUCAUGUCGCUGGCCAAGCUCGCUCCUGAUGAAAGCUCCCUCGAUUUCUCCUCCUGUAUUCUGAGACACGGCAUUAAGAACGCCAAGGAGUUGGCUUGUGGGGUGUGUCUGCUCAACGUUGACGCUCGCAGCAAGAACAAAGAAGAAAGCGCUAUUGGACGUCUGUUUAAACGAGCGUUCAACUCGGAGACGGACAACUUCAAGCUGCUGUACGGGGGCCACCAGUACCACGCCAGCUGUGCCAAUUUCUGGAUUAACUGUGUGGAGCCCAAACCCCCGGGCCUCAUACUGCCUGACCUGCUCUGAGCUGACCGCGGCUGCCAUGGCAACGGGAGCACGGGGUCUAAUCAUCAUCGGAUAGGUGGAGCAACGACGCACCGCGCACUGCACGGCCUCUCACCUUGACUGAGAGCGAGAAGGACCUUAAAAGUCACUGGAUCCGUCACUCAGACUUUAAGCUUUUCUAUAAAUAACGUUGUUCUCCCACGUUAAUUACCUAAACACGUGUAGGUCAGCUGUGUAGGUCCGUUACUAAUGAUGCUUUUAAGAUUAUUUGUGACUUAAAUGACUCAUUUAAAUUAUUAUUAGGUGUGCAAUAUCAUUCCAAACACUGGCAGGAGACUUGGUGUGUAAACAUCUUGAGUUUAAGUUAAUGUCACUUGUUGCUUUGCUUCUGUCUGAGAGGACUUUUCUUCAUGACUCUCCUUUUUGUUCCCACUUGAACCAGAGCUGUUGAAUCACAAGCCUAUUGUUGUACUUGAAUUACAUUUGUUGGUCGGGUCUGUGACUGUUUUAAUAUCUUUAUAAAAUCUUUAAUCUAAGACAUAUCUGCCUAAAUAUGUUGAAUUUAUUGGGUUUUUUGUUUGUUUUUUUUGCACUGGAGGAGAUUUCAGCACCUCUUUGGGGUAUUUAAACUGUAUUUUAUAGGGUGAGAGUUGUGAUUUGGGGACUGGAAGGGAAACAUGUUGGCGGUUUUGUUUUUCUGUCGUGGUGUUUGUGUGCAACUACAGCUGAAAGUCGACUGUGAUUACAAAGUGAAAUUGCAGCAGCACUUUUUGUAUAUUGCGGUGUCACAUGCUGUAGCAAUGUAAUUAUAACUGUAAUGUGAAUGUGAUGUAAAUAAAAUAUGCAUACAGUUUA